GUCAAAAAUGCUACGGGAUCAAAGUGUCUCUGAUUUCUCGUUUAUUCAGCAUGAUUCUUGUUUGGGUAUCUGCAUUUUUGGUUCACUUGGCUUUAAUCUUAUACAUUGCAUUACCGUACAUUGUUGAGAAAUUUCCCUAUUUCUUAAGACGUCUUGUAUUUAAUACAACCAGUGGACCCUUGUUUGGCUCUAAUGUUUAUACGCAUUUUGAAUCUGUGGAUAUUCCUAGUGGGUAUGCUCAUAACUUCUAUGUCAAUUCUUUGGAUAAUCAAGCGUUGUUAGGAGUGUGGCACAUACUUCCAUCAAACAGUCAAGAAAUCUGCGCUACUAGUUCACAAAGUUAUGAAGAAAUUAUGAAAACCUUGCCUCAUGAUUUACCUGUAUUUAUUUAUUUCCAUGGUAAUUCUAAAACAAGAGCUAUUCCUUGGAGGGUGAACAUCUACAAACUGUUGUCGUCACUUGGUUAUCAUGUCUUCUCCUUUGAUUAUCGAGGUUAUGGGGAUUCAACAGGUUCAUUGACGGGUGAAAAUGACUGCGUGCAGGACAGCUUGACAGUUGUAGAAUUUGUUUGUCGACGGUUUCCAUCAUCACCAAUUUUCUUUUGGGGUCAUUCACUUGGUACUGGAGUUGUUGGCUGUCUUAUGGGUCACUUGCUUGACAAAAAGGAUCACUUAUCGCAUAAUAUUCGUCUUCCUAAAGGCAUAAUUCUUGAUGCUCCAUUCACAUGCCUGACUGAUGUACUGGGUUAUAAUGUGCUUCUUAAGCCUUAUCAACUAAUGCCGACAUUGCAAGAACGAUUUUUAUCGGCCAUGAGCAAGGUUAAAUUAUCAUUUGACACACAAUCGAACUUGGUAAAUUGUCCUAUUCCAAUAAUCAUAUUACAUGCUGAAGAUGAUGCAGUUGUACCAUUUCCUUUGGGAAGAAAGCUUGCUGAAACUUUAUCAACUAAUGGUACAUCAGUAAUGUUCAAGCGAUACGAUGGCAAACAUGGUUACCAGCACAAUUUUAUUCAUACAGCACCAGAUGUUCCAGAUAUCAUUAGGUGAGUAUUUGACUUGUAGUUAUUCAUAAUCGAUUAUUACUGAAGACUAAUUUUGUUUUGGUGCUAUUCCCUAAUUUGAUUGAUAGCAAAAAUGUAACGGGAAACCUUAGGCAUUGUAGUCCAAUAUACUUCCAUAUUAGAUUGUUUAUUUGAUUGACAUAGCACACAGUGGCACAGUAUAAUUUACUGGAUAACACUCCGAGCAGAAUCUAUUGCUCAGAUUUAUAUCAAACUUUCAAACUUCCUUUAUAUUGUGCAAUAGUUCAUUCAUUCAUUUUAAUGGUAGUGAAACUUUCCAGAAAUCUCCAGUGUGUGAUGAAUCAUUCCUGUUACGCGUGUUGGAUGUAGAUUCAAUGAAUGAAGAUUCUGUGAUCAAUCACUGCCUCCACCUAGCUGUGUUGAAUUUAAGUAUUGUCACCCUAUGCAACCCUCUAGUCUGAUUAUGAGUCAGUGCAUGCAGAGUGAUAGCCAAGUUUUUCUCUAAAUUAUUUAUUUUACUAGGGUCUAUCAUUAUCUAUUUCGCUGAAUCUUUGUGUUCUGCUAUUCUGAUUGACGUAGAUCGGCUGCUUUGACCUAUAUAUUUGACCUGAUAAUCAUGACAUGACAUUUGAUAGGUUAGGUCAUCUUUCUCAACUGACUCUGUUAGAUAUUUCAGCCACCCUCAUCCCAUCAUUGUUUGAAUUAAAUUGUACUGUGUGACUGUGCUAUAUCAAAUAAACAAUCUAAUAUACAUAAAAAAGCAUCCUAAUUCUUCAAAACGUUCAAUUGUUAUAAUUUGUUAGUAAACUAACUCAUUAUUUGAAUGUUUAUUCGAAAUGAAAAUUUGAUCCAACUUUAUCAAAGUAAUUCACUGAAAUUUUCACUGGAUUUAAAACUACAACCGGAACAGGCUGGCUGGCUGGCUGGUUUCAGGAAAAACAAAUCAUUCGUGGAUCAAAUUGGAACACAACAUCACCCCAUGCAUCAUCAUAGAACAGACCAUAGAAUGGAAGUCAACUCUCUACCUCACUCAACUUCUUCAAUUUUGAAAAGGCCUUCGAUCGAUGCCUCGACCGAGUAGUAAUUCGGCAGCUCCUUCAACAUCACGCUUUUAGUGCCAUAAACCUUUAUCAACAACCUCAUUCAACAGGCAUAUGCUAUGUUAUAUGAUGAGGUUACAUACCAAGUGAUUCACAAUGGAAAGCUCAGUGAUGUCUUUGGAGAGGAGAGAGACAGGAGUAGGACAAGGUUGCUGCCUACUAUCACCGAUCAUCUUCGUGAUUGUGGUCGACUGGACUGGACUGGACUGGACUGUACUGGAUUGGACUGGACUGGAUCAUGCAAGAAACUGUGAGGAGGGAGGAGAUGGGCAUACGCUGACCGAACAGAUGAAAAGACAGUGGACGAUUUGGAUUUCGCCAACGAUGAUUGAUGUGUAGUGUCUUGUGGCACAAAUUCGAAGAUGUACAGGCGAAAACUAACAAGUUGGCAGAGGAGGCGAGGCGAGGCGAGGUGAGGUGAGGUGAGGCGAUGCAGCGAAGGAUGACGAUACUUCCUUCAGGUGAAUGCAGAGAAGACAGAGGUGAUGAAGAUACCCAACCAACACCACAACCACGACCAGCACCAACAACAAGCACCAAUCACCAUCAACGGGAGGUGAAAGCAGCCAUGAUGGGAAAGACAGCAAGACAGCCUGCCUUCAUUACUCUGAAAUAAUAAUCAUUGUGGAGAUCUACUGCACUGCACUGAGCAUAAAGCGUGAACAGGAUGUGGAUUUUCAACACUAAUUCAGUCAAGUAAGUCAGUGCUUCUAUGUGAUGGUUGAGAGACUUGGUGGCGCGUUUUGAGAAGCCUCUCCAACAAACUGCAGACAUGCAUCAUCAACAGCUACCGUCUACACUCACUCAAUACUGAUACCGAUGUUCAACCAGAUGGCCAGAAUAAUAAGAAUAAGUAACAAAGAAUUCUCACUGACAGCGAACCAACCAACAACCCAUCACCUAACAAAUAUGCAGAAUAAAGUUGAGAUGGAAUGGAUUGGACAUAGACUAAGAAGACCAUUUGUGGACAUCACGUAGUGGGUCAAGCCAGACCAUGGCAGGCCCUCGAGAUGAACCUAAGUUGGAAAUGACCGGUUGGGAGUGUGAGGCGAGAGUGACAUGAAAGAGAUUAUGUGAGGAAGAAAUGAGAGCUUGCUGGCAGUAGUGGAGCCAGUUUGAGAAUAGUGCAGAGAGGAGAUUGAGAUGGUGACGUGCAACCCAAGGGACUAAAAUCAAUAUUAAUUAUCUUAAAUCGUGUAUGUAAACUCCUGUGGACUCACUGCCAAGUCCAUGAAAAAUUUAAAAAAAACAACAUUCAAUAGCCUAUGGAAUACAAGAUUUGAUGCAAGUGAAUUUUUACAGGCCUGAUAAAUAACCAUACGUUUUUCUCAUCCAUAUCCUUGUUCAUUAUUGAGUAUUCAUCAAGAUUAUAGCCAUUAAAAUAGAUAAUCAUAUGAUACUGAAAGUUGAUUUCAACAUGUUGAUUGUCAAGAAAUUCAUAUUGAAUGUUAUACUUUCUAACUGCCUACCUUCUCAUUAUCUCAGAGCUUGAAAACUCACCAUCAUCUUAAUCAAAAUAUGACACUUAAGAUAAAAUUAUGGUUCUCAGUUAAAUCCUUUUUAUAAUUUAAAAUAACAGAAUAUAUUCAAGAUGAUAUAUUGUUAUAUUUAUAGGAGUCCAUUGCCAUUAUUAUACCACACUGUUUUUUUUUUAAUGAUAAGUUGAAAACAUUUUCUAAAUACCUGGGAAUAGAUUAUACAUUUUGAAGAUAUUUUUAAAUGAUUAAAACAAAUUCAAUAAGAGAAUAUUCAAUGAAAAUUUUUCGGUAACUUCAAUAACUUACUCAGAUGUAUUUAUUAUUCAAACUUAUAUUGAUCACAUUAUUAACCUUAAUAUUAUUAUAUAACUAUCACCAGAUAAGUUUAAUAUGAGUGUUUCAAUUAUUUGAAGUUUGAUUUAUUGAUCAAGUUAUCACCUUUUUUUUUUAAAUCAAAGAUUUUAUUUAUUGUUCUGAUGUGAUUCCCUUUACUCUGCGUCUAAAUUGUCUUAUCUUUUUUGCCUAGUUCAUUUGUUCGAUCCACACUGUCUGGAAGUUUCAGUGCAUUAGAAGAUUUGAUGAUUUGACUGAGUUUUUAAUUAUAUUCAAAUAUAAAGAAGCGUGUUUUAAAUGACUAUUUUUAUUCUUCGAAAUAGAGUUUACUUUAUAAUAUUUCUGUAUGUUUGUGUAUACACUAUUGUAUCUGACUCAAAGCACAGUACCAAAGAUCAUGAGGUGUCAAUCUCUCGAAUCAUAUCAUUACAUUUAUAUCAUUACUUCAUUUGUGUGCAUGAAGAACAUUUUCAAUAGUUUGUUUUAUAUCAUUUUUCACUGAACAAUAUACUAUUUUCUUCUGUUUUAUAUGUCAGAUUAUUUUUACUUCAUCUUAUUUAUUAACUUACUUUUCAAUUAUAAAUAAACUAAGUGUUUGUGGAA
Messenger RNA from Heterobilharzia americana, 4535 nucleotides. The record is from the annotation of a GenBank genome assembly. Lineage: Eukaryota; Metazoa; Platyhelminthes; Trematoda; Strigeidida; Schistosomatidae.